Aspergillus alliaceus is the source of this 1554-nucleotide messenger RNA. RefSeq names its product CoA-binding protein. The record is from RefSeq and is a predicted model, not a curated record. The transcript is spliced from 3 exons. The coding region runs from base 1 to 1554 and encodes 517 amino acids. Lineage: Eukaryota; Fungi; Ascomycota; Eurotiomycetes; Eurotiales; Aspergillaceae.
AUGGAAGCCGUCAAGCGUUUCUUCUCGUCCCCGCGCUUCGCUGUCGCCGGCGCAAGCAAUGACACUAACAAGUUCGGUUACAAAAUCCUCGCGUGGUACCACCAACACUCCCUACCAGUCACCCCCCUCAAUCCUCGCACCCCGCAGAUCCAACUGCCCUCUCGUGUCUACGAUACGGUCGCAUCGCCCGGUGCCUUAACUACUCCUGCGCAGACAUCCUUAUCGGUUGUGACCCCACCUGCGGUGACCCUGCCGUUGCUGCAGGAGGCCCAUUCAGUGGGGAUUCCAGCCGUAUGGUUGCAACCCGGAACGUUUGAUGAUGCGGUCCUGAACUUCGCUCACAAACACUUUUCGGCGGUGAUAGCUGGCGAUGGCGGAGCAGGAGGUGAAGGUUGGUGUGUCUUGGUGGACGGCGAAGAAGGACUGGAGGCUGCAGGAGUGCAAUGGACAAGUCAGAAGCUAAGGGGAAAAGAGAUGCCCACCAGUUCCUUCAUCCUCGACUCACCUAUCCCUCCCCAACUUGACCUUGCUGGUGCUCCCUCACAGCUCUUCCUGCCCCCGAAUCCCUCCGCCUCGUCGGCCCUUUUUCGCUCCAUCGCUAUCCCCAGUCGCAAGAGAGCGCGGGGAGUGGAGUCGGACCAUCGAUCAUGGCUCGAUUCUCCAACCAGUCCCACCUCCUUCGUUUCACCCGAUGAUCGCCUCGUCGGGGUAGACGACGUCUCCGCCGAGCAUGACUACCGACCCAGUCGUUAUCGAGACCUACCGCUGAAGCUCCCCCUCGAUUCCAGCAUAGAAUCAUUCAGUGAUGCAUCCGGGGCUCGUCGCAAACGCAGUCGUCGAGAUCCAUCAUCAGUUGUGGCACCAUCCCCGUCGGGACCGGAGGAUGAAAAACUCGCCCAGAACAACGGCAAUGAUCUGCAGCCUGCGCCCGUGCGCUGGAGUCGCGCGGUGAUGGAUGCAGUCGGCAAGGUCUGGGACUUUUGCUGGUCGGGCGCAUUCCGGGGGUUCUAUGCCGGUGGUGGUCGCGGGUAUUCGAUGACCGCUGGCGAUCCGUCGGUGUCGCUGGGUCCUGACGAUCACUUGUGGCAGCAGCCCACGACAGAAAAACACGAUCUCACUUCGGCGCCUUCCGGUGCUCAUGAUUGGAAUGAGUCGGCUCCCCUAUCGAGCGAGCACCCUGAUGACGACCUGCAUCACAACUGGGUUGUGGUGGGCCGCGAUGAAUAUGGAUUUGAGGCUAGUCCGUCGACCCGGAAGAGAAUCCAUCGUAGGACGUCUUCGUAUGGUCAUUUGCGUCGGCGGCAGCCGGUGAAGAGGUCCUUUGUGUCGCAUCCCUCGUCGAUGUCGGCUAAGUCGCACUUCUCUACGCCGGCUAAGCCACGAGAGAGUCCCGUGUCGGUGGAGACACAACGUUACAUGGCCCAGAUGCGGCGGAUGGAGCAGGAGGAAGAUGCUAGUCUGGCUCGGUUGAAUCGGCAGUUGCAGGCGAUGAUCAAGGAGGGGAAGCAGGCAUUGGGAACCAGAGUGGAGGUGGACGACUUUAUGGAGGAUUAG